AAAUUUUUUUUUUAAAUAUGACAUCUUUCAUUUUUUAAAUUCAUUUUAGAUUUGGAAAGAAGUAGUUUGUCGUGACAUAAAAUAAUUGAUGCUGUAAAAAAUAAAUCAUUAAAUAUGAACUCAUUAAACACAUUAGUUACUUUGUUGCUAUUAAUUGCGCUAAUAAACCAUGUAACACCAGGAAAAUUAAAGGGUUUAACCAAAAAACUUUCUUCGUUUAAACUAAAGGGUUCAGUUGUACCAAAUGAGAAUGAUGAAGAUUUGGAUGGUGAAACAACGAAGUGUAUUAUCUGUGCCGAUAGAAAGCCAAACAAAAAAAUCGGCCCUUGUGAACAUAAAUUUUGCAAAGAAUGUAUCUAUAAAUUGAAGGAAACUGUGAAUUAUAAAUGUCCUUGUUGCAGAGAAACUUACACAAGUGAUAGACGGGAUGCGAGAUUUGAGGCAGAAGAUUCGCAAACCACUAAUUCUACUAAUUAUGAUGAUUCAACAAAUCUAGGACCUAAUGAUAAUAUUCAUGAAGAGCCUCCGUCGCCUGAUUAUCAUCCACAAAUUCCAUAUAGUUAUCCCAGUGAUGGUCAAAUUGGAACUUCGUACAAUAUUCCAUUUAACCCUCAUAUGCCAAUGCCAAUCCCAAUUCCUUUAGGUCCUAACGGUCAAUAUCCUAUGAUUGGUCCAGUCUUUCCCUUCCAUCCAAAUGGUUUACAUCCUGAUGAUCUAAACGGAUCUCCACAAGAUUAUCGUAUAAUAUAUUUAGAUAAUCGACGGCCACAAAAUCCAAUUUUAAAUAAUUUAGCUAAUAUGGGAAACGAUGUACUAAAUUACAUUGGCUCAUACUUUAACCCGACUGAAGAAAUGUUAAAUUUCCACAAUACUACUUCAGAAGAGAGAAAGGAAAAAUUAAUAAGUGAUCUAACGGGAAUGGGCUUGAGUCAAGAUGAAAUAAAUAUGAUAGUAGCUGAUACAGACAACUGUAUAUCAGACAACAUCCGCAAUAAUUCAAGUUAUGAAGUUUGUCCUAGCGAUUGUGGUGGUAAUCUAGCAACUUGUAGGAUAUCACUAAACUGCAAACACAAGUAUUGUGAAUUAUGUGCAGACCUAAUCAGAAAAAACAUUUCCGUUUGUCCUGAAUGUGGUGCUGCAGUAAUGGAUUUUGAUUACGAUGAACAUGCUUUUAAUUAAUACAAUAUCAAAAAUAUUUUUUUACAAAAAUAAUUAAUUUCACGCGUGUUGUUUUACCUAUUAUAAAAUAUUAUUAAAAUGCAUUAAAGUAUAAUUAUUCUUCUGAAAAUAGUGAUAAAAGCUCGGAACUACGAUAGAUUCUUUGUAAUAUCUUAACUAUAAUUUUUUAGAUUCUAUGCAAAGCUGAGAAGGUAUUAAUUUUACUAGGUUUUUUGUUAUUUUGUGUCUGUUGCCACUUUUCUCAGCUUUCACCGGACCGAUUUCUUUCAAUGAUACGUCAAAUAAAGAAUUAAAAUGGAAAAAAUUUCACUCAUUCCCUGUAAAUGGGAGAAAUAUCGAAAAAAAUGUAAAUUUUGAGAUUUUUUUCUGAAAACUGCCAUAACAUUAUCAAAAUUAACGAAAAAAAAUAAUUUCUUUUUACAUUAAAAUCUUAAAUAUUUCCAUUUUAUUUUAUAUAAAUAUAUAUUUAAUGUGACUUUUUACAUGCCCAUUGGAGGGGAUUGAAAAUAGAAAUUUUUGCACAAUAAUUUAACUUUUUCAAAAUUUGAACAUUUUCCGGAAAUAUUGCGUUGUUUAAACUAUGUCAAAUAAAAGCUUAUAUUAUGUACUAUAAAUAAAAAAAAAAUUAUUCUGACGAUUUGUCUUCGAUAUGCAAAUGAAUGUCAUAGUUAAAAAACAUGCUAAAACAUGUUCAAUUUUUAAAAUAUAUACACAAGGGUUUGAUGCGUCGAGUAUACUCGUGCAUACUUGAGGUACAAUGUUCUAACCCCGCAAAUCAAAUUAACCUUUGUCGCAAUUAUUUCUUAAUUCUUUUCUAAAAAAAUUAAAUUUUUUUUGAUUUUUAUCUCAUUUAGAUUAAAUAACAUCAAUGAAUUUCAAUGACCACAUCACUAUAAUCUCUCCUUGUGAGAAGAAAUUUGAUAUUUAUAUUAAAAUUAUUUUAAUACUGGUUUUUUUUUUGUGUUUGUUAUUAAUUUUCUCAGUUUUCAAAAGACCAAUUAUAAUUCAAAAGAGCAAGAUUUUAAUAUAAAUAAACUUAUAGUCACCAAAAAUUGGCAAAAUCUCCUGAAUUUACAAAUUUAGACAAAUAACUCAAAAUUACACUACUGUAAAAAUUGGCAACUUCAAAAUAACUUUUAAAUAUCUCCAUAAAUAAUAGAAUUAUAAAUAUCGUUUUUAUAUUGGAUUACAUAGUAAUAUCAUAUUACUAUAAUGAAACAUUUUUUUAAUCAUAAUUUUAAAUAUAUUCCACAAUUAAAAUAUUCAAAAGUUAAUGAUUUUUUAAAUAUUUAAUAAUUAUUUAUAUUGAUACACUGCACAUAAUACAUUGUGAUUGUUAUAUAUAUAUUUUUUAAUUAAAAUAUAUUUAUUGUUUAUUCAUACGUAACCUAAUAAUCAAUCAUAAAUAUUUGUUAUAUAAAUUAUUUAGUCCAUAUGCAAAACUCUAAUUGCAGACUUGAUAUUGGUAUAAAAUGGGUUUAGAAAAGUAUAUUUUAGCCUCAUAUGAGAAUCUUUGUUAACCAAUAAUUUUAUUUAU
Daktulosphaira vitifoliae (grape phylloxera) is the source of this 2716-nucleotide messenger RNA. RefSeq lists its product as uncharacterized. Bases 115 to 1179 code for a protein of 354 amino acids. The transcript is spliced from 24 exons. NCBI's taxonomy places the organism in Eukaryota, Metazoa, Arthropoda, Insecta, Hemiptera, Phylloxeridae. The record is from RefSeq and is a predicted model, not a curated record.